Molecule: messenger RNA, 1662 nt
Organism: Penicillium maclennaniae
Lineage: Eukaryota; Fungi; Ascomycota; Eurotiomycetes; Eurotiales; Aspergillaceae
Product: putative SIR2 family histone deacetylase (Hst4)
Exons: 2
Coding region: 1-1662 (553 amino acids)
Biological process (GO): regulation of DNA repair; negative regulation of transcription by RNA polymerase II; pericentric heterochromatin formation
Cellular component (GO): mating-type region heterochromatin
Molecular function (GO): NAD+ binding; histone deacetylase activity, NAD-dependent
Source: RefSeq, a predicted model, not a curated record
AUGGAUUACGAUUUGUCCGAUAUGUCAGACCUGAGCUCCGUGCCCUCCUCGCCCAGGUCCUCCCCGGAGCCAGCCAAGCGAUACUUGACGCCCUCUUCACAGUCCUCACAGGAGGGUGAGGAUUCUACGCGCCAAGACUGCCCUCCGCGCAAAAAGCGGAGACGCAACCCCCUACCUAAAGAACGCACCACACAAUAUCUAUCAUUAGCCAAAUCAUCCUUCGAGCAACAGGACCAGGUGAGAUUGCUUGUCGAAACCCUUCGCCACCAAAAAGACAUCGUGGUCAUUGCGGGCGCGGGCAUCUCCACCUCCGCGGGUAUUCCUGAUUUUCGCUCCACUGAUGGUCUCUUCAAGUCCUUGCAAAAGAAACAUAAUCUGAAGGCUUCUGGCAAGCUUCUAUUCGAUGCUGCCGUCUAUCAAGAUGACGCCCUCACGGCUCCCUUCCAUGAGAUGGUGCGGUCGCUGUCCAUCGAAGCUGGAAAGACCAAGCCCACCAAAUUCCACGAUAUGCUUGCCCGUCUCGGCAAGGAGAACCGUCUCAAGCGACUGUAUACCCAGAAUAUCGAUGGCCUCGAAACGUCCAUGAAGCCGUUGGAAACAGAGAUCCCGCUCAACGUGAAGGGCCGCUGGCCGGUCACCAUUCAAUUACAUGGGAGCAUCACCAAGAUGGUCUGUCAGAAGUGUCGCUACCUAAGCGAUUUUGUACCCAGCCGGUUCUGCGACGCUGAUCCUCCGGAGUGUGAUGAGUGCGCGAUUAAGAACGAAGUGCGCACCACGACUGGCCAGCGGAGUCAUGGGAUCGGUCGCAUGCGCCCGCGCAUUGUCCUCUACAACGAACACAACCCCGAUGAGGAGGCCAUUACUUCAGUGAUGAAUGCAGAUAUCAAGUCUCGACCCCGUGUGCUCAUCGUCGCCGGUACCAGCUUGAAAAUUCCUGGAGUUCGCCGUCUCGUGAAGACCAUCUGUCCAAUCAUCCGCAGCCGCAAGGACGGAGUCACCAUGUUCAUCAACAACGAGCCUCCCGCUGGCAAAGAGUUUGAGAAUUGCUUCGACCUGAUUGUGCAAGGAUCCACCGACGACGUUGCUGAUCUGGUAAAAUUGAAGCACUGGGAAGAUUCCACUCCUUACGAGAUGUUGCCAGAGCCCGUCUUCGGGUCCAAGCACAGCUCAGACGAGGAAUCCGAGGCUGAGCAUGAGCAGAGCACAGUCGCCGUAGUCAUCAACUCGACACCGAAGAAGCGCCUUCACAGCGAGACAGGCCUGUUCACUCCUUCCUCCAGUCAUGAUGAGAAACCACCAGCCAAGAAGCUUGCCAAUCCCGCCAGCCGCGGUCGCAACCUGAACGACGUUCUCAAAGCCAGCAAGACAACCGCACCAGCCAAGCCUGCUCGCAAGAGGGCCACCGCUACCGGAACCAAGAAGGCCAAGGUCGAACCAGCCAAGACAGCAAGAAUUACAACCUUCAGCCGCGUCACCAAGGCUUCCAAGCCUGCAGCCACAACGGAAAAACAGGCCGCCAUCAACGGCAAAUCUAUGCGCCCCCUCCAAGCCGGCACAGCUCGCGCCAACGGCCUCCUUUUCCCAAACCUCAAGAAACCCGGCGUCGACGCACUCGAGAAAAUCGACAAGACCUUGCCCGAGAUAGUCACCCCUUCUUCCUGA